GUGCAUGUGUCUCGGACUUCUCGAGUAUCCCGUCGAGUUCAUGUACAAUCAUUCACUACUAUUGCGCCGUGAGUCGCGCCGACAUCCUUUCCGCCUUCUGCCGUUUCAUCCUUUCCGUGUCUGUAGCGAACAGAUGGAGCUCCAGCUCCCUCUACUGGGAAGAUAAUUUUGCGAGUCAAGGACAAGCAGACUUUCGUCCGGAAACGAAGCCACGUGUAGAUGAUGAUCUGAAGCCGCGUCAAGGUGCAUAACGAAGCGAUGAAGUACGGCAUACUGUGGGCGUAGAUAUACAAUCGCGACCAAGCGAGAGUCGCUAUCCGAAGCCGGCCGACUCCUUCACCUCUUCCUUCGUGGUCCGCGGGACAUUAGCAUCGACAGAACAUUCACUUGCGCCGUAUAAGCCUUCUGCGACGCUCGCUGAGUCACUGACUGCGCGUAUCGCGUAACCCGCGCUACUCCGCUGCAUUGGCCAGCAGUCACUGAGGAAUCAGCAUGCAACAGUCGCCUGUGUCACGAAAGCGACCCGCACCCGGUACAUCGCCAAUGCCACCGCAGCAACAACAGCAGCAGCAACACCAAAGCCAGCCAAGUCAAGCUCCUGCGCCAUCUUACCCAGUGGCGCCGAGCACCACCGACUAUGGCAACUUCGACUUUUCCCAGCCUUACGCCGCAGACGGUGCAUUCUCCGAUGCGAACCUAUCCACCCAAGUGAAUGAUGCGUCAUACUAUCAAAACAGCGUACAACCCAACACAUACACGCCAAACGGUCUGAAUGGACAAGCGACAUCAACAGACCUUGUUCGGCGAGCACGGAAUCAGCCGGUGGUAGCGCAUACUGGCGGAGGUGUGCCGCCGGGCCAGUGGGAUGGCGGAGGCUUCGGGAGCGCCCCAGGACCAGGUGAAGAGGAGGACGAGGAAGAAUUGAAGGCGAAGGUUGCGAUGGCGAAGCGGGAUGCGCAGGGCAAGAGGAAGCAGAUACCGCCAUUUGUGCAGAAGCUGAGCAGCUUUCUGGACAGCAAUAACACAGACCUGAUCCGGUGGUCAGACGAUGGGCGUUCGUUCAUCGUACUUGAUGAGGAUGAGUUUGCGCGGACACUCAUCCCAGAGCUCUUCAAGCACAACAAUUACGCAUCCUUUGUGCGACAGCUGAACAUGUACGGCUUUCACAAGACGGUCAACAUCACGGACGGCUCGCUGCGGCAGUCGGAGAAGGCACGGAAGGGCGUAAAGCCACCGAGCAUGUACUCACAUCCUUACUUCCGCCGGAACCAGCCUGAGCUACUCUGGCUGAUUCAGAAGCCUGUCAACAAGGCUGGAGGAAAGAGGAAGCGAGAUGGUAACAUCAAAGACCAGUAUGACAGUGACGACGAGCGAAUGUUCUCACCUGUGCCGGGGCUGGGUGCUGGCAGUGUAGGUGAGCUUGGCGCACCGGGAGCAGCUCAAGAUCUGGUCACCCUCCCGCGGACCGAGCUGGCUUCUGUGAGGCGAGAGCUGCAGAAGCUGCAGACUCAGCAGCGGUACAUCUCUCAGAUGAUCGCGCAGCUCAAGGACCAGAACGAGCAAUUCUAUCGGCAAGCAAGUGCGUUUCAAGCACUCCAUGACCGGCAUGAGAACAGCAUCAACGCCAUCCUCACGUUCUUGGCGACUUUCUACAAUCGCAGUCUGGAAGGCCACGGAGCGCAGAAUCUUGUGAACAUGUUUAACAACUCCAACCAGAACACUCAACCGCAAGGUAGCGUGGAAGAAGUGACGGGUGACGGCGCCACAGAAAACAAUCAGCAGCUUCAAAGAUUCGUGAAGAAGCAGCCUCUCCUCUUACCCGGGCCCCUAGCGAACCUACAACAGCAGCAACAACAGACCGGCUCGGCAGUUACAGCACCUAACUCCGCCCGUACUUCGGUCAGCCCGCCCAAUGGUAGCCUCAAGCGCGAGAGCACUUCCAGCGUACCGCCAGUGGAUGGCGGGAAGACUUCAGAGAGCACUGCCAGCCCCAUCAUCAAGAAUGACGCACCAACUCCAGACCUGCUGCACUCGGUACCGGAGAACGACCAGAUGAUGAGCCUAAUCAAUAGCGUGAACGCCACAAAUGCGGCCAGUGCAUCAGGUGAAAUGGCGCCUGCGCUAGACUUUUCUUCCGCGCUGGAGCACUACCAGAGGGCCAACGGCAAUGCCCCGUUGACACCGCAACAGCGAGACAAUAUGUUGUCUCUCAUCGCGAACCAGCACGCGGUCAACUCGGGCGAUGGCAAUAAUGCGCUUAUCUCGCCACACCCUCCGCAGAUGCCGGAUCUUAACCGCAUGCGGGAGACGCAGCAACAGCUCGAGAUGCUGACGAACAUGCAGCGGCAACAGGAUGAGAAGGUACAAGACUUACAUCGCCGAUUGCAGCCGCUGAGCCCGACAGGCAGUAUACCUGGCCUGCAGCCAAGCCCACCGCCCGACUUGUUUGACCUUACCGGUGCGCCUGGUGACUACGACCCGAAUGCGUACUUCAACUUCGAUGACACGAGCUGGCAGAAUCCGGACGCGGCGGGGGUGGAAGACGGCGGUGCAGCGUCGGCGCCGGAGGAUCUGAACUUCGACUUCGGUGCGCCUGUCGAUGGCGGCGAUAUCAACUGGGAAUUCAACGGCGGCCUUGCGGACGAAAUGUUCACGACCUCGCCUAGCAACGGCUUUGCGAACAAUGUGACCUUGAGUCCGCAGCAAGGCCAGCAAAAAGUGCAGCACCCGGCCAGCAGGGUGGAGAGUCUGAGUAGCGAGGCGACGAGCCCGGCAACUACGGCGGUACCUGAGGUGGUAGAUGAGCCCAGCACGCCGAGAAAGAGAGUAAGGACGUGAUGCUGAGAGUGGUGCUAGAAGGCAUGCCAGAGAUUAUUGUACGAGUGUAAAAGCAUUGCUUAUACUCUAUAUACACGCCUGCAUAUACCCCAUACUACAUUCCGGUCGUUAACAACGUCCAAUAUGAUCCAAUAUUGCCCCGGAAC
Molecule: messenger RNA, 2984 nt
Organism: Baudoinia panamericana UAMH 10762
Lineage: Eukaryota; Fungi; Ascomycota; Dothideomycetes; Mycosphaerellales; Teratosphaeriaceae
Exons: 2
Coding region: 493-2838 (781 amino acids)
Biological process (GO): regulation of DNA-templated transcription
Molecular function (GO): sequence-specific DNA binding; DNA-binding transcription factor activity
Source: RefSeq, a predicted model, not a curated record